Messenger RNA from Parnassius mnemosyne (clouded apollo), 1245 nucleotides. NCBI's taxonomy places the organism in Eukaryota, Metazoa, Arthropoda, Insecta, Lepidoptera, Papilionidae. The record is from the annotation of a GenBank genome assembly.
AUGAAGAAAGUCAUAUUUUUCAUUCUCUGCCUACAAGAAGUAUGUCGCGCAAGUCUGUUACGUCAAAAAACACUUUUGACAUAUUCGCUCCCAGAAAACAGACAUCUUAAAAGGGCAUUGGGUUAUACCGAAGACACGUAUCUCAACUUUACUGAAUUAGCCACUAAAUACAGAUAUUCAUCAGAAGAGCAUACGGUGAUUACCGAAGAUGGGUACGUCUUGAAAGUAUUUAGAAUUUUAUCUAAAUGCAAAUCAUUUUCCGCAAGCUUACCCAUUAUAUUGAUGCAUGGACUAUAUGACAGUUCUGACUUGUGGAUAUUGAGCGGUCCGCAAACUGGCUUGGGGUACAUCCUCGCAAACAAUUGUUACGAUGUAUGGGUGCCAAAUCACAGAGGUAACUGGUAUUCACGGAAACAUUUGACAUUAGAUCCCAAUAAAGAUAUCGAGUUCUGGAAUUUCUCUUUUGACGAACAUGGUUAUUUCGACAUUCCCGCUAUUAUAGACUAUGUUACUGAAGUAACUAAUAAGUCAAAAUUAUUUUACGUGGGGCACUCCCAAGGUACGACUGAUUAUUUCGUCGCAAUGUCUUUACGACCUGAAUACAACAAUAAGAUUCAACUGUCCUUUCAUCUUGCUCCAAUCGCUUGGAUGAAAAAUAUUAUCAGUCCCAUUCCAAAAUCCAUUGCUGAAAUAACAAACGAGAUUAAAGUUAUUUUAGAUUUCUUGGGUAUUGGUGAAGUAUUCGCAAGGCGUCAACUGUCGCAUAUAAUUUUAGAAUUUUUCUGUCAAUAUGUCCCACAACUAGUUUGCGGGACAGGGUUGGCCAUCACCACUGGCUUUUUAAAAGGUUCAGUGUCUUCAAGAAUUCUAGCUGUGGCAUUUGGUCAUUUGUUCGCUGGUUCAUCGGGCAAAACAUUUGCACAUUUUGGACAACUAAUACAAUCGAAGAAUUUUCAACGUUAUGACGAAGGUAAAAUAGGUAACCUAAAAAAAUAUGGAAUGGAGAUGCCACCACAAUAUAAUAUUUCCAAAAUUGUAUCUCCAGUUAUCCUAAUAUGCGGUCAAAAUGACUGGGUAUCAUCUUUGAGAGAUGUGGAUGAACUAAGUUCUAGGCUAGGAAAUUUAAUAGAAACAUAUGUUGUACCAAAACCGACCUGGAGCCAUAACAAUUAUCUUUGGGAUUUAGAAGCACCUAAACUAGUAUUUAAGAAAAUACUUGACUAUCUAAGGCGAUCUGGUACGUAA